Molecule: messenger RNA, 1597 nt
Organism: Siniperca chuatsi (mandarin fish)
Lineage: Eukaryota; Metazoa; Chordata; Actinopteri; Centrarchiformes; Sinipercidae
Product: low affinity immunoglobulin gamma Fc region receptor II-like
Exons: 10
Coding region: 58-1098 (346 amino acids)
Biological process (GO): cell surface receptor signaling pathway
Molecular function (GO): transmembrane signaling receptor activity
Source: RefSeq, a predicted model, not a curated record
CGUUCUCACCUCCAUUACACUUCAGUCUGAUGUUCAGACAUUCAGCAGCAAGACAACAUGGAGGUCACAGCUCUCUGCAUCAGACUGUUGAUGAAUGUGUUAUUCCUGUUGUGUGCACGUGCACAGAAACUUGAUUCAGUGUCUCUUCGUGUAGUCCCAGACAGACUGCAGUUCUUUGAAUAUGACCAAGUAACGCUCAUUUGUGAGGGGUUCAGUGUCUCAACUGAAUGGAAAACUGUACAUAACUUCACAGUUGAAGUACCCUCAUGUAGAGCUACAAGUGCGGUGACAAGUAAGUCUUCCUGCACCAUUAGUAAUGUUUAUCCAGACGAAAGUGGAGAGUACUGGUGUGAGACAGGAGAGGGGAAGAGAAGCAACAGCAUCAACAUCACUGUCACUGCUGGUUCUGUGAUCCUGGAGAGUCCUGUCCUUCCUGUGAUGGAUGAGGAAGCUGUGACUCUGCGCUGCAGAAACAAGAUGGCCUCCAACCUCUCUGCUGAUUUCUUUAAAGAUGGCUACCUCAUCAGGAGCAGCUCUACAGGAGAGAUGACCAUCCACAAUGUUUCCAAGUCUGAUGAAGGAUUUUACAAGUGUAACAUCUCUGGAGAUGGAGAAUCACCAGAGAGCUGGUUGGCUGUCAGAGGUCCUAAUAAGACCACCGCCUCCUAUCCUACCCCAUGGAUCAUUGUCACUGUUUUAAUGCUGGUUCUGCUGUUGGUGGUGGGACUACUUCACCUUAACAAAGGUUACUGGCACAGAGUAGUGCUCUACCUGUCCACACUAACACCUGGAUCAGGCUCCGCUGAGGAUCAAACAGCCUCUGCAGUGUACAGGGCAGCUGAUGCAGACAAAGCGAUGUAUGCUGUUGUGACAAAAAGCAGGAAGAAGAAAGCUGAAGGACACAAUCUCUCUCCGUCAGAUGAGGAUGAGCUGUCAUCUAGACCGCUUUACUACACCGUGGGCCCGGUUGACAGUCUGACACAACUGGCUGAGUCAAGAGUAUCGAGCAUCGCAGCGAUGUCAGUUCCCUCAGCAGGUACCAACCCACCUUUAACAGAGGAUUCCUUCUACUCUAUAAUCCAGAAGGUUGCUGAGUGACAGCUGACUGAGGGAGGCGCUUUAAAAGACAUGCUCGCAGUUUCACUCAGUGUACCGGAAUAAGCAACCACAUUAUGAGUGCAAACAGGAAGUAACCCAGUUACUAAGUAUUGUGAUUGUGAUUGAACAAGCUAUAUCUGGGAAAAGGUUUGCACUCUUUCAGCCCCAUAUCUGUUUACUGUAUUACAAAUACAUAGUAAUGUCUGUACAAAUAAUGUGGAAGAACGAAUUUACCUCAGAUGAGUGGUGUUAUGUCAUUACUUUGAUGAACAUGUUGAUAAAAGUGGUACAGCUUGUGUGCAUUCAGAUAGUGCAACUGUCUGUACAUUUAUGAGAACAGUAAACAGUGUGUGUAUUCACAUUUAAGUAUUUGUUGUGAGUACCUGUGGAGUUUAAUGCAUUUUAAAAUGGACCAAUUCGUCAUGCAGCCUUCAUCUGAGCUCUUCAGUACUAAAGCAUCUGUGUCUAUCAGUUUAUUAUAGUCUAACAGUUAAACCAA